Mus musculus (house mouse) is the source of this 9581-nucleotide messenger RNA. RefSeq names its product nonagouti (gene a). Gene Ontology annotation, molecular function: signaling receptor binding. Gene Ontology annotation, biological process: negative regulation of melanin biosynthetic process; hormone-mediated signaling pathway. Gene Ontology annotation, cellular component: extracellular region. The transcript has 4 exons. The record is from RefSeq and is a predicted model, not a curated record. Bases 4638 to 7097 code for a protein of 819 amino acids. Lineage: Eukaryota; Metazoa; Chordata; Mammalia; Rodentia; Muridae.
UUCGUUUUGUUCUUUUUCUUCUUUUUUCCUCUCUAAUCAUAAUCAAAGAGUGAACAAGUGGUUUUCACAUUAUCAAGCAACGCAGGGAAGAAAUACAGUUUCCUUCUUUCCUGGCCAGGUCUGUACCAAAUAAAGGAGCAAGAAAGAGACUUAGGGUUUUUGGGUAAUACAGACAAGCACCUGAAUUCACAUUUGGUGCUUUAUACACACAGCGGAAAUACCAGGUAUACAAGGUAGACCAUGUCGCAGACCCUUCAGUAAGACCCAAUCAGCACUGACUUUUCAGCUUCCAGGGUUGUUACCUGUGCUCGAGGGAGCCCAUCAGUCUUAAAAUCCCUCUUAAAAACGACUGUGGUGCAAAUAGGUCAGACAGUAAAAUAGAGGCGUUGCUGUCUUAGAAAGGGAGAGACUGUGAAUGAAACUUUCUGGGAGCACCUGCGCAUCCGCUGUGCCCAUCAACUUCGUCAUCCCCGUGGGUCACAAGUGGUCACCAGACAGCUCGCAAAACUGUUCUCUGGCCGCCCAGCUCUCCUGGGGUUAACUUGCUGAGGGGCUAGGAUGAGGAAAACCAGAUCUUCCUAGGCUGCAGCUCACUUGACUGCCCUUCACCCCACACCUGAACUCGGGCUCCUGGGAGAGAACCUGAGGAAAGGCAGCUUAGCCAAGGCUGCACUGCCAGGGGCUUCUCUGCCAGGGGCCACUUCUGGCUGCAAGCUGUAGGCAGGACCAGGAAUGGAUGUCACUGGAGAUGGGAAGCUCAGUGACGAAGGGACCUUACUUCCAGUCCCCAAAAGAUGCCAUUUUCAAUGUUCUCCUCUGAAUUGUACCUUUCUUUUCAUCUGGAUUUCUCCUCGUUGGCCACAGAGAGCGAUUUCUGAUGAAUCCUGGAACAUGUCCUGUACUGUAAGAGCAGGAAAUUGCAUCUGCCAUCCAAGCCUCCUCCCUCCUUCUGCUUUAAAGUUGUGGAAGCUGCUGAGAAGAUCACUGACUUCGGCCACACUUAGGGAGUUCACAACACCCUCCAAGUGAAAGGAAUUGAGAGAGGCUGUUCCACAGCUCUGUCGAUAGGGUACUUGCCUUGAAAGAUUUUCGAAUUCCCGGCCAAUGCACCAAAUAAAAGACCCCCGAAGUGAGACCCUUACUCAGACACUCAAGUCCCGGGACAGCCGCGUACCCAAGAAGACACUGAGACCAUACAUAAAAUGUAGAAGGUUUGCGGUCCCCCUCGCACCCACGAAUAACUGAGUCCCGCGGGACGGGAUAAGUGGCGCCCGACGUGAGGGCGAGGUCCGGAUCGUAAUUUCUAAUCGGUGGAGGUUCCAGAGAAGUUCGUCGCGACCCCAACAUUUCAAAAGCAGUGAAGGACCCCUUCCGCCGCUCACGGAAGAGCGAGAAGUCCUUGGUGAGUGAGUCAUCUCCACUUCAGGAUAUGGGUAAUAAGUUAUCUAAAGAGGCAGCCUUCAUCAAAGGCUUAAAGGUAGCUCUCAGAGAAAGAGGAGUACGAGUUAAAAAGAAAGAUUUGAUAAAAUUUUUUAUUUUUAUAGAUCAGGUAUGCCCGUGGUUUAUUAUAGAUGGAGCGGACAUACAUCGUAAAAAAUGGAGAAGGGUAGGUAGAGAAUUAAAUGACAUUUUAGCGAGGCAGGGCCCCGAGGCGGUCCCUGCAAAUGUAUUUACUUAUUGGAGUUUGAUCCGUGAUUUGGUAGAAAAUGCGGUUGAUGAUCCAGAAAAACAGCAACUUUUGUCAGUGGCAGAAUAUUGCCUCCGUCCCUUUUCUCGGGAAGCUGUAGAGGGCUCCCUCCCUAAUCCUCCAAGAGCUGCAGAAGGGCCUAAAAUUCCACAGGCUACUCUUUAUCCGCAGGUUCCAAUAGGCACCUUACCUGCGCAGCCUAUGCAGCCUGCCCCUGCUAACCCGCCACUAAUCAAUCCAGUCUUUAAAAAAUCUUUGGCAGAGGGCCUUUUAGUUUCUGGAGAUUCAGAAACUGUAGAGCAAGAGGUAGUCCGGCCCCGUAAACCAGAGCGGCUGCGCGGCGCCUCAGCUCCUCCUCCUAAUCCCCCUCCCUACUUGCCGCGGAUCUGCACUCCCGCGCCUUGGCCUCAGGCUCUACCAGUUCCCACUCUCAUUGAUGCUAAAGACAAGCUCGCAUCUCAAGUAGCUGGAUUACAAGAAGUGUUAGAGUUACAACAACAGUACGCUCGCCUGUCCACAGAUCUCGCGUCACUCCAAAAUUCUUUAAAAGAGACUAUUCUUGCCCCUCCCUUAGCCGCAGCCUCGGGCGGCGUAAAGAAAAAAGCUUCGCGAACAGUAAAAAACAAAGCGUUAGCUUGUCCUGUAAUCACCCGCUCUACAGGAGCUGCUAGCUGUGACCCGCCCACCUCUACAGAAGAGGAACAGCCCUCAACCGUCCGUGCUAGAUCUGCUUCUGUAGAAAUAGGGCCUUUAAGAGCGCCCCAGGCCGAUCUUUCAGACACUAACAGCGAGGGCAGAACAGGUUCUGAGAGUGACAAUGAAAUAGCACAUGAGCCAGGGGAACAGUUGACUGUUCCUAUCAGACAGACAGAGUUUCGUAAGCUGCGUUUUAAAGACCUAAAAGAGCUUAACUCAGCGGUUAGAACCUAUGGUCCGUCUGCCCCCUAUACGCUUUCGCUCCUAGAAGCCCUCCCAGGAGGCGGACAUAUGCUCCCAAGUGAGUGGAUCAGAGUGAUUCAGACAGUGUUAACUCGCGGACAGUUCCUUUCUUGGAAAGCCGAUUUUCUCGACCGUUGCCAGACAAUUGCUACAACUAAUCAAAGGAACCCUCGAACGCCAUCUGCUGGCUGGACCUUUGAAAAACUUUCUGGUCAAGGAAAAUACGCGGCGGAGGCCAGACAAAAGCACUUUCCAACCGGUCUGUUGGCACAAACUGCCAACGCGGCCUUGGGCGCCUGGCGUGCCAUUCCUAUGAAAGGUUCUGUUAUUACCCCUUUAACAAAAAUUAUUCAAGGAGCACAAGAGGACUAUAGUGAAUUUGUAAGUCGUUUGCUUGAGGCUGCAGAGAGGACCUUAGGUCAUGAGGAUGCAGACAAUAAACUCGUAAAACAAUUGGCUUUUGAGAAUGCUAAUUCCGCUUGUAAGGCAGUCUUGCGCGGUAAGAUCAGAGACAAAGACCUUAAUGAAAUGAUUCAUCUUUGUCGUGAUGUUGAUAUGUUUACUCAUAAGAUGUCCCAAACAGUUAAUCUUGCAAUAGGCGCGGCUCUUCGACAAGCAGGCCCCCAGAAAAAUUGUUUUAAGUGCGGCCAACCUGGACACUUUGCACGACAGUGUCCCGCUGUGCCCUCUCUUAACAGUGCUUCAACACAACCUACUGACCAUUCUUUCCGGCCUACACGGCCCAAUUCUCUUUGCUCACGCUGUAAAAAAGGUAUGCAUUGGACGAACACUUGCAGAGCUCAGACAGAUGUGUUUGGAAAUCCCCUGCCUCCUAUUCAGGGAAACGAGUAUGGGGGACAGCCCCGAGUCCCCAAAACCAUCUCAUUUCUCCCGGCCACGGGGCACAGCCGGCAGACAAAUCAGCCUCUGGUCUCUCCAGAGCCACCACAGGCAGCGCAGGCCUGGACUUGUGUUCCUCCGCCAGCACAAUUUUAACACCAGAGGAUGGUGUCUACAUCCUCCCCACGGGGGUCUAUGGGCCUCCUCCACCCAAUACUUAUUUUUUAAUAUUAGGGCGUGCUUCCGCCACUUUAAAAGGACUUAAUGUCCAUCCCUCAUUAGUAGACAAUGAUUAUACUGGAGAAAUUAAAAUUUUAGUUAGUGCCUCUCAAGGGCCAAUAUCCAUAAACAAAGGACAACGUUUGGCACAAGCCUUGCCUCUACCUUUAAAUACCUCCUAUCCAGCUAGGGGCAAACGUCGUGGCUCUUCACAGCCAGGGUCAUCAGACCUUUAUUGGGUACAAGCAAUUACCAAAGACCGCCCGACACUCUGCCUUAAGAUAAAUGGCAAACGUUUUGAGGGCCUUUUAGACUCAGGUGCAGAUUCUACUGUAAUUUCACAAAGUGCCUGGCCUGCUGCUUGGCCGUUAAAGGCCUCUUUAACUCAUUUACAGGGAAUUGGACAAUCAAAAAAUACUCUUCAGAGUUCACAGUUGUUAACCUGGGAAGAUGAUGAGGGAAACUCUGGUUCUGUUCAGCCUUAUGUCGUCCCUGAUUUGCCUGUUAAUUUAUGGGGGAGAGACAUUCUCUCUCAAAUGAGGGUCAUUAUGUGCAGUCCUAAUGAAGUCAUCACUCAACAAAUGCUCGCCCAGGGUUAUCUCCCUGGACAGGGACUGGGCAAAUAUAGCCAAGGAAGGCCCACCCCAAUAGAGGCCAUACCUAAGAUAGAUCGUACAGGUUUAGGUUACAACUCCCAUUUUUCAUAAGGACCAUUGCUCUCCCUGCACGUCAGGCAGAUAAGAUUACUUGGAAAGAUGAUACCCCUGUCUGGCUUGACCAGUGGUCCCUUCCUGCAGAAAAAUUGUCAGCGGCCAUAGAGUUAGUGCAGGAACAAUUGGCAGCUGGACACAUUGAACCCUCCACUUCACCGUGGAACACUCCCAUCUUUGUUAUUAAAAAGCGAAAUGGUAAAUGGAGAUUGUUACAAGAUCUUAGAGCAGUUAAUAAGACCAUGGUCCCCAUGGGGGCCCUACAACCUGGGAUUCCCUCUCCAGUGGCUAUUCCCAGGGGAUAUGUUAAGUUAAUGAUUGAUCUAAAAGAUUGUUUCUUUUCCAUUCCUCUCCAUCCUAAAGAUUGUAAACGCUUUGCGUUUACCCUUCCGAUGAUUAAUUGUAUAGGUCCUUCUCCUCGCUUCCAAUGGAAGGUUCUUCCUCAAGGCAUGGCUAACAGUCCUACUCUUUGCCAGAGAUAUGUGGCACAAGUUAUUGAUCCAUUCAGAAUGUCUUACCCUGAUCUGUAUGUGGUCCAUUACAUGGAUGACAUUUUGGUUGCUGGACCUGAUCAAGACCAAUUAUAUAGUGCUAGUCAAGAGCUUAUUAAUGCCCUUCAAAAUCAAGGACUCCAGGUUUCUCCAGAAAAGGUUCAGAUCCACCCUCCUCACUUGUUUUUGGGUUUUGAGUUAUUUCCUAACAAAAUUCUCUCUCAAAAGGUUCAGGUGAGACAAGAUUCCUUACAGACUCUUAAUGAUUUUCAACGUCUGUUAGGAGAUAUUAAUUGGCUUCGUCCUUAUCUGAAACUUACUACAGGAGAGUUAAAACCUUUGUUUGACAUUCUAAGAGGAGACCCAGAUCCUUCCUCUCCACGCAUGUUAACUCAAGAGGCACGAAGGUCACUAGCUAAAGUUGAACAAGCCAUCAGUGAGCAGAAUAUCGGGUACUUUUCCCCAGAGCUUCCACUUCAGCUCCUUGUCUUCCCUACUCCCUUUUCACCUACAGGUCUGCUGUGGCAGCUCAAACCUCUGUUUUGGGUCCACAUGUCAGCUUCUUCCUCCAAAGUGCUGCCCACAUAUCCUCAGUUAGUUGCUAAUGUUCUUCGUUUAGGCAGAGAAGCUGCUCUUAAGCUUUUUGGCAGAGAUCCAGAUGUUAUUGUUCUCCCCUAUGAUGCCUCUCAGGUUCAGUGGUUACUUAAAAAUAAUGAUGAUUGGGCAGUUAAUUGUAUCUCUUUUCAAGGUGUGAUUGAUAAUCAUUAUCCUGCUGAUAAAUUAGUUCAGUUUCUACAUAGGACACCUGUGGUUUUCCCUAAGAGAACAAAGUCAAGCCCAAUUCCUGGGGCUAUGUUAGUUUUUACUGAUGGGUCUUCCUCAGGUAUGGCCGCGUUUUAUAUCAAUGGAAAAGUCUCACGUUUUAUGACAGACUUCUCCUCAGCACAGCUUGUUAAAUUGGCAGCUAUUGUUAAAGUAUUUGAACAAUUGCCUAAAACUUCCUUCAAUUUAUAUACAGACAGCGCCUAUGUGGCUGCCUCUGUUCCUCUUUUAGAAACUGUUCCUUAUAUCCGCCCUUCUACCAAUGCAUCUCCAAUGUUUGCUAAACUUCAGAGCCUUAUUCUUGCUCGUAAUUUUCCAUUUUUUAUUGGACAUAUUCGUGCUCAUUCUGGCCUGCCUGGACCUUUGUCUGAAGGCAAUGAUAUAGUCGAUCAGGCCACUCAGGUAAUAGCUUCAGCUUUGUCUAUUACUCCUCUUGCUGCUGCCCAACAGGCCCAUGAUUUACAUCACCUUAAUGCGCAUACCUUGAGACUUAAAUUUUCCAUCACUCGUGAACAGGCUAGACAAAUUGUCCGGCAGUGUAAGGGCUGCCUGACCCUUUUGCCAGAGCCACAUGUGGGAGUCAACCCCCGAGGACUAAUUCCUGGUGAACUAUGGCAGAUGGAUGUUACCCAUUACACUCCCUUUAAAAAGUUAAAAUAUAUUCAUGUCUCUGUUGAUACCUCUAGUGGAUUUAUCUGUGCAUCUUUACAAACGGGAGAGGCCACUAAACAUGUUAUCAGCCAUGUCCUCUCCUGCUUGGCAGCUGUGCCACAGCCUAAAAUCCUCAAGACAGACAAUGGCCCAGGAUAUACUAGUGCCAGCUUUAAACAGUUUUGUGCUCAAAUGGGCAUUAAACACAUUACUGGGAUUCCCUAUAAUCCCCAAGGUCAAGGUAUUGUAGAAAGAACUCAUCAAACUCUUAAAAACAUGCUUUUCAAAUUACAGUCUGGAAGAGAAAUUCUAUAUCCUCAGUCUGGUAACUCCAAGAUGCUUUUAAAUCAUGCAUUAUUUGUUCUAAACUUUCUAACCUACGACAAUGCAGGCAAGUCUGCUGCAGAUCGCCUCUGGCAUCCUUCUACUGCUAAUAACUAUGCACAAGCUAUGUGGAGAGACCCCUUGUCCAACAAAUGGCAGGGUCCAGAUCCAGUCCUUAUAUGGGGCAAAGGACACGCUUGCAUCUAUGAUUCAAAAGCACAAAAUGCUAGAUGGCUCCCUGAGCGCCUGAUUAAACCUUAUAACUGUCCAGGGAGAAAAAACCCUGAGGAAAUUUCUAAAUGUGCUUCUUUACAGGAGAAUGAAAGCGCCAAAAAAGAAGUCACUUCUGAUCAUCAAGAUUUGGCUGUGUCUUUGCCUGAUGAGAAGCAUAUCGCCAGUGGUAGGCCAAGUUAAGAAAAAUCCUUAUCGACUUUAUAAUUACACCUGGCUGAUCAUCAACGAGGCAGGUGACAUAGCUAAUGCCACCUCCAAGAUUGAAGGCUCUAUUCCAUGGCCCAUCCUGAGAGUCGAUCUUUGUAAAUUAGUCUUAGGAGGUCAUAAUGACUGGGGAACUCACUUAGAGUUCCUGCCACAAGAACAAGCUAUUGACGAUCCUAGACAAGUUGCCUAUACCACUCCUGGAUGUGCUAGUUUAAGUCGCAGAAAAACUCUUGCCAGUGUUUUAAAAAGAUGGGGCAUAUACAUUUGUCCUGGCCCCAGUCACAGGAGUCGCACUCUUAAUUAUAAAUGUGGUUUCGCCCCUGAUUAUUUUUGUGCUUCCUGGGGCUGUGAGACCACGGGAGACACCUAUUGGAAACCCACUUCUGAUUGGGACCUAAUAAAGGUCCGGAGCAGGCCAGAUUAUGCUGCCUGUGCUAGUUCCAACCAGACUUCCAAAGGAUGGUGCAACACCUUAGAGAUCUCCUUUACUGACGCAGGAAGGAAAUUUAAUUGGGAAUAUACACGAGGAGCUGAGUGGGGUUUACGUAUCUAUAAAAAUGAAAAAGAUUUUGGAGUAACUUUCAAAAUCCAGUUACUUAAAAACACCCCAUCUUUAGGGUCGGCUGCUAUAGGCCCCAAUCUCUUUUUACAUUCCUCAUUUCCUAAAAAGCCGAGUAUUCCACAGACUGUUACCUUAGGCCUACCCGGGACUACUAUAUUCCAGCCUACUUUACCUGCUGGAUCUCCCUCCUCCACAGAAUUAAUUUUAUCCUUAGUUAAUGCAUCAAUUGCUACUAUACAUGCAGCUAAUGCUACUCAAUAUGAAGAAUGUUGGGUGUGCUUUUCUCCUCAACCUCCCUUUUACGAAGGGGUGGCAACAUUCGGAUCAGUCGUUACAAUUAAUGAUUCCAGCAAACUUGGAUGGCACCCCGAGAGCCAUGAUGGGCUCACUUUAAGUCAGGUGUCUGGCAUAGGCUUAUGCCUUUUGGGGCCUUCCAUGCUUCCUCCUCAGGCCUUAUUAGAGGUUUGCAAUCAGACUAUUAUAGUAGAGGCCACCUCUAGAUAUCUAGGAGCACCUAAUGGCACUUAUUUAGCAUGUUCUACUGGACUUACUACAUAUAUAGUUACUCAGACAUUUUUAGAUGACAGAGAUUAUUGUGUUGUAGUUCAGCUUCUCCCGAAGCUGACAGUACACCAUGCAGAAGACCUCCUCCAGUUCUGGAAGAGUGACACAGAUCUACCCCGUAAUAAGAGAGAGCCUAUUUCUGCAGUAACCUUAGCAGUGAUCCUAGGCUUGGGAGUUGCAGGCACAGGAACAGGCAUUGCAUCGCUAGUCACUUCCCAGCAACAAUAUACUCAGCUUCACCUUGCUGUGGACAGGGAUAUUCAAGAGCUACAGAGAGGUUUAAAAAAUUUAAAAGAUUCCUUGGUCUCUCUGUCUGAAGUAGUAUUACAAAACAGGCGAGGUCUUGAUUUAGUGUUCCUUAAAGAAGGAGGGUUAUGUGCAGCCCUCAAAGAAGAAUGUUGUUUCUACUCCGACAAGACUGGCUUAGUUCAAGAUAGUAUAGAUAAAGUUAGAGCUAGUCUAGAAGAAAGAAAACGCAACAGAGAAAAACAAGAAUCUUGGUAUAAAAAUUGGUUUUCUACUUCUCCUUGGGUCACUACCUUGCUUCCCACACUCUUGGGACCUUUCUUGGGUAUUCUACUGCUUUUGUCUUUUGGCCCCUGGGCCUUUAAAAGAUUAACCAGUUUUGUUAAGUCACAGAUUGAAGCUGCUUUAAGUAAGCCGGUUGCAGUCCACUACCAUCAGCUGGAUGUCCGGGACUCAGACGAAGAAGAUCCCCCUCCCACCGAGACAGAAACAGCAACUCGUCUCCAGUUUUCCACCCUUGCUGCCAAAGCAGAGUCCCCCUGGUUCCUCAGGCUUUGGAGACAAUAGGGACAAAGAGGGGUGACCUCCAGCUCUUGUUAUAGCUUAAGAGCCACAGAUUGUGGUAUUACAAUUGGCAUUCUUACAGAGGCCUUACUAAGUCUGAGGUUGACAAUUCUCCUACGGGAGCUGCACAAAACUCAGAAUUGUGCAUGCUGGUUCAUGAUAAAUACAAAUCCAGUAUGGGCCCAGCAUGGGUGCAAACUAAGUAUUGCAGGGGAAGGUCCAAAUAGACUGUUUCUGAGUUCCCUGAGAGACAAACCCGGUUAGGAAGAGGUUGGUAUCUAAUUUCAGUUACAAUUAAUAAUUUUUUCAAAGGCUCUGCCUCACCUCCCCAAAAGAUACCGAGAGCCACAAGUGUGGGUCUGUGACAGCACCCUUGGGAGGAAUCGGGUCAAUGUCCCCCCCAGCCAUGGUAAUGCCCGCUCAUCUAAAGAUGAAAAAGAUUAGUUGAUCACCUCAGUUAAGUGUGGCCUUAUUUAAUUUAAUUCAGAAGGGGGAGAUGUCAGAGACCAUCCCGUGAGAAA